This is a messenger RNA of Nerophis lumbriciformis (worm pipefish), 1476 nucleotides long. The record is from RefSeq and is a predicted model, not a curated record. Lineage: Eukaryota; Metazoa; Chordata; Actinopteri; Syngnathiformes; Syngnathidae.
AUGAGCGCGAGCACUGACAAUGUCACCAACUUGUGGGCAAACGGGUCCUCGGUGGGCAACCGCUCAGAGUCCGCAGAAGUGGACCUCAGGAGGGCUAUCCCGCUCGGCGUGGUGCUGGGGGCUUUCAUCGCGUUCGCCAUCGCGGGCAACAUUCUGGUCAUCCUCUCGGUGGUGUGCAACAGGCACCUGCGCACCCCGACCAACUACUUCAUCAUCAACUUGGCCAUCGCCGACCUGCUGCUGGGCACCACGGUGCUGCCGGUCUCGGCCAUCCUCGAGAUCCUCGACCGCUGGGUGUUCGGGAGGAUUUUUUGUGACAUUUGGGCGGCGGUGGACGUGCUGUGUUGCACUGCGUCCAUCAUGAGCCUGUGCGUCAUUUCCAUCGACCGCUACAUCGGCGUGAGUCACCCGCUGCAGUACCCGGGCAUCGUGACGGAGAAGCGGGCUCUGCUGGCCAUGCUCGGGGUGUGGGUGCUGUCCGUGGUCAUCUCUAUCGGACCCCUGCUCGGCUGGAAGCAGCCGCCGUCGCCGGACGACAACGUGUGCUCCAUCACCGAGGAGCCCUUUUACGCGCUCUUCUCCUCCCUCGGCUCCUUCUACAUUCCUCUCGUCGUCAUUCUGGUCAUGUACUGCCGGGUGUACAUCGUGGCCAAACGGACCACCAAGAACCUGGAGGCCGGGGUCAUGCGCGAGAGGAUGAACUCCGGCGAGCUGACCCUGAGGAUCCACAAGGGCUCUCAGGCGCACGACGAACCGGCCACAAGCGGAGCCAAGGGCCGCGGACACCAGGCCAGAAGCUCCCUCACGGUCAAACUGCUCCAGUUUUCCCGGGAGAAGAAGGCGGCAAAGACUUUGGGAGUUGUGGUGGGAAUGUUUACACUUUGUUGGCUGCCUUUCUUCCUCGCCCUGCCCAUAGGCUCUUUCAAUGCGAACCUGCGGCCACCUGACCUCCUCUUCAAGGUGAUCUUCUGGUUAGGCUACUUCAACAGUUGCCUGAAUCCCAUCAUCUACCCUUGUUACAACCGCGAGUUCAAACUGGCCUUCAUUCGCAUCCUCCGCUGCCAGUGUCAUCAGCGCAGGCGCCCCGGGUGGAGUUCAUAUAAUUACCGCUCGUCUACUUUCAGCUCCUCUGGACAUUCACGCAAAGGCUCCAGUGACCAGACCCCCGGCUGCUCCAACGGCAGCCAGCGUACUCUACCAUCCUCGGCCAGCCCGAGCCCCAGCUACCUCAGCAAGGGUCUAGCGCCGUGCCCUGAGGGCGAGGCUUUAUACACCUGGACUACAAGUCCAUCUACACCCAAAGUACUGCCUGGCAGACACACAGACUGCCAGCAGGGAUGUUGGGAUAUGACGCCUGUUAAAGGAGGCGAAGCAGAGGUUGAGCUGACUACUGGAGUUUUUUCUUUCUCCUUUGGAACAGACGUAGACAAGGGUGGAGUUGGAAAUGACUUCUUAGAACCACCUUACAAUGUGUGA